AUGACUCUCCAAAUCGUGCUCAUCUCUGGUUGUUCCAGCGGCAUUGGACUCGCUACCGCUGUGCAUCUCGCUAAAGAUGCAGAGAAACGCUUCAAGGUUUACGCCACCAUGAGAAAUCUGGCGAAGAAAGGACAACUGGAGGAAGAAGGAAAGGAACAACUUGGAGACACUUUGAUUAUCAAACAGAUGGACGUGUGCAGUGAUGAAUCAGUCACGAAGGCUGUUAAAGAGGUGCUCGACACUGAAGGGAAAAUCGAUGUGCUGUGUAAGUAGUUUCCGAGUUUGAUAGUUAUGUCCUUUUUAACAAUUAAAAAGUUCCUUUUCAGUGCUGUCUCGAAUUGUAUCGACCUAGCUAUAGUCUAACGAAUUUAAUGAAUUGGGGGCUCAGAUGGAUCAAGGCGCGAUAUCGAGACAGGACUCUUAAUACGAAAGGGCUGGUAGAUCUUUUCGAAAGCCAGGACUCUAAAUUCAUCGAAAUUAUUAAUUAACGAAAGAUGUUCUCCAGCUGACUGCUUUCACAUCUACAUCUACAUAUAUUAGGUCGGUAAAAUCGUUAAGACACCAUAGCAACCAGCUUUCUCUCCUCUUGAAUGCUUCUGACCCUACUGAAUAUUGCGUUCCCUCUAUUACAACUCGGAAGUGGCGUGAUGAAACAAAAGGCCAAUGAAGUGGCAGAGAUCGUGAAAAAAAAAAAAUCAUACUCAGUGACAAGCCAAGCCUACGAUACCAAAUAAACUAGAAGUUAAACCCCGAUGAGGUGCAAGCAAAACUUGCCGAAUCUUCUGGUAAUUUUAUGGUUGAAUUGAUAAACAAGAAAUAUCUCUAUAAGGAAUAACUUCGACCGGUGAAAAGGAUAUUAAUCCCAUGCAUUUAGGCGUGGAAAAUAAGGCAUGUGUUUCUGGCAUAGGGCGACUUGCCAUUAAUGCACAAAUGAACAAUACGUACUAAGAAAUCACUGAAUGAGAGUAAACUAAAAUAAUUUAUAUUAGCAUCAUCAUCAUCAUCAUUCUAUUUGAUAAAGCAGGUUACGUCAUAAGGUAGCAUAAAAGCUGAUAUGGACCAGCGUUAAUGGUAAUGGAGACAAUUCUAAUAAGCCUCGCGGUGCUGCUAUUAAAAUAAAUUGUGACUUUUCGAUGUUAAGAAUAAAUUGAUUAGUAUGUAUCCAGUCACAGCUUUGUAAGGUUCAAGUUCAGAACUUACAUUCAACUUCUGAAUGGAAAAAUAUAAAACACUAUCACCAGCAUGCAAUGAAUGUUGCAGAAUUAAAGGACAUUUGGCAAAUCUUUCAUGUACAUCAUAAACGAUAGCUGGCCCAAGAAAGAGCCCUUAGCAACUCCAACAGAUAGCUCAACAGGGUCAAAGUUGGCGUUGUCGAAGCAGGUAACCGGUCAAACCAAUUCCGCGCAAUAUCACUUUAAAGCUGGUGACCUUGCGUGACAGAAUGCUCGGCAGAGCGGCUUUUGGGGGGGGCGGGGGGAGCGAAGUACAAAAAAAAUAUUCGCGCAAGGGAAAAUUAAAUGAAAAAAAAUUCAUGCACGCCAAUUAACCCUAAAAAUAUUCUUGCUACGGCCUAAAAAAAAUUCAUACAAGGAAUUUGAUAACGAAAAAAAAUUCCUGCGGCUCAAAAAUUCCCCAACCCCCCCCCCCCCAUAACUUUUCUAAUGGUCCGUCCCUUAUCCAAUUGAGCUAACUAGGCGCGCGAAUAAGUAGUGCCUGGUACAGGACGAUAAAUAUUGUAACUACAUGUUUUAAAUGCCCAACAGUUAACAAUGCUGGGAUGGGAUUGUUUAGCGUAGUGGAAUGUGUCCCAGUCGAUAUGGCCAAGGAAUUGUUUGAGGUGAACUUCUUUGGAACCCUGCGACUGAUCCAAGCUGUGCUGCCAAGCAUGAAAGCGAGGCAAAGCGGGCACAUUAUCAACAACAGCAGCCAUUAUGGAAUCGUUGGAAUGCCUUUCUUACAGCUGUACAGUGCUUCAAAGUUUGCAAUGGAGGGACUAACUGAAGCUAUGGCUCCAACUUUGCUUCAAUUUAACAUCAGGUAAUUAAAGUAUAUAACAUAAAUUACAAGCUACAGGUACACCAAUGUAGACUCUUUCAGGUUGGUAUUGCUGAAAUACCCUUGAGCUUUAGGGGGGCUCCUUAACCACACCUAAUUGGGCCUAAAAUACCGCCAGAAACGGACCUUAAACAACGAGAACGUUGACGUCCCGGACGUCAAAUUUGGCAAACGGAUAUGGGAUCGAUUUAGGUUUCUGGGAAACUACCCGCCUACCCCUCCCCUAAGCUAACAUUAACACUUACUUCUCACUUGGGGCAAAAUGACGGCUUAGGGGAGGGGUAGGUGGGAAGUUUCCCUGAAACCUAAUUUGAUCUACCGCAUGUAUAUCUUUUCUCUCUUUCAGCGCUCUGACUCGACAAAUUCGUACAGUGGGAGUUAAAACAGAGACAUUCAGAUUCAUUGCGUGAGACAGAAGCGUUCCAUCAAGCGCGACAUUGAACUUUCGGGACUUCAUAGUUCUCGUUGCUUAAGCUCGCUAAAAGGUUAUCCCAGCCGUUCGUCUUUUUAUCUGAGCGAUUCCAAUUCUUUCGCUGUAUUGUGUAAACGGGCCUUACGACUACUUGUCUAACAUGAUCUAACUUAAAAAAUGCAAUUGCUUCUUCUUUUACUUGACAGGUGUUCUUUAUUGGAACCAGGUCCUGUAUUAACAUCACCAAAGGAAGACUUGACAUCUGGCACAAGAAAUAUGAAAAGCCAGCCUGUGACGAAAAGUCUUCUCAGCUAUUUCAAGCCUCUCAAGAAAAGAUGUGGAAAAAAUUUGGGAACGUGAUGUAACAAGCCAAUGAAGUCGCUGAUUUUGUGAAAAAGAUCAUUCUCAGCGAAAAGCCAAACCUACGGUAUCAAACAAAUGAGAAGUUUAACCCUGACGAAGUAAGGGCCAAACUUGCUGAUCCUACUGGGAAUGUUCUGGUUGAUUUGAUGAAUAAAAAGUACUUUUAAGGUAAAGAAUAGUUUGGACAAGGCGAUUUACAUGAAUCGAAGAUGAAUGGAUUAGAGGGUUUACCAUGCUUUUAUAUGACUUCUGUAACGGAUGAUGUUCUCUUUACCACACUGAACUUGCUCAUGAUUUUUUUAUCUAGCAUUGAUGGAAAACGAACGUUAAUUGAUCGAAAAUAAACGUGUGAUUUAAGUUUUUUUUUCCUUUGCUGGCCGGGCUGCCCGUCGGUUGUCUUUUUUUCUUCAGUCUUUUUUGUCCUCCUUUCGGUCACAACAUUAUAUGUUCCCUUCACACUCUUUAAUCGCCGGAAUCCACCGUAUUUGAAUUGAAUUAUCCAUGUAACCCUUUGUAAGGGAAUUCCGGAAUCUGGGAACUUCUUCCUUGCGAGAAUCCGGAGUCCAGAAAAUUUUUGCUUGUGGAACCCGGAAAGCAAGUCCCACCCAGUCUCGUUCCCAGUCGUUCUCGGCGAUUUCGUUCUCGAUUCCAAGCCUCCUCUGGUAACUCGGAUAGCGCGAACUGGCCUGGGUACGAGGCUGAGUCCCACCGUUAAAGAAUCCGGAAUCCAGAACUUUAAUCCCCCCUGAUGAUGGGGAAAAAAUACAUAUAUAUAUAUUUUUUAUAAUUUAUUUUUUUAUAUUUUUUCCUAAUUCCCUAGCCAGCGGACACAGGAGUAUUUCCCGUCGUCGCUUCUCUCCACCCAAAAGUAACGUCUGCGAACCAGAGCGGCAGAACGAUUUCCUUGACGUAAAACCUUUUGUUUUGAUGCUGGCCAAUCAGAUUAAAGGAUGGAACAAAGCCUGAGUGAUUCCUCGCGACCUUGGGCGCUGGUGUGUCUUUUGGAACGUGAAUUUCACUACUAUAACAAGGUUUCCUGCGACGUUAAAUGCUGACUUCUUUGUGAAGCAAAGGCCUCUUAAGCUACAUAAUGUUAUGUGCUUCGUUAGGCUUCCUUGUCACAUUAAUUUUAUAAUUUUAUUAACCACUUUUGUCCACGUUGUAUAAGGUUUUGUGAGUGACUAAAUAAAUACAUAAAAUAAAUAAAUAAAUGUGGGUCUUUGGUUUUGCUUUACAAAAUACAGUAGUACGUGACAUAAACAAAACCUGGACAAACUGAUCGCUUUAGCGAAAGGAAAAUAACAUAUACUAAUAGCUUAAUGACAUCGUGCUCAGACUCGCCAUAUAUUUCAGUUUAACCAGCGUGGACAAUCGAUUGCACGGACAAAUCCUUGACUGAGUCAAAAAUCUCUGACAAUCGCAUGCGGCGUUAAUAAUUCAAAAUCUCGGCCUGCAAGUAUCGCCAUCAUACAAUGAUCUGAAAUGUUAUAAACCUAUGCCGGACCCAGCGUGAAAUAAAUAUUUAAAGCAGUAUAUUGACCAUGAUGGGGGUGGGGGUUUGCCAUUCCAUUUUAUUUAGUCCAACAUGGUAGUUUUUUCUUUGGAUUCUCUUUACCACACUGCCUUAUCAGGGGUUUCAGUUUUCUUUAUUUAAGAUAGAGCGAAAAGAUUCGCAUAAAUGUCAAACUGCAUACAGACCAUGAAAACUGAACAAAAGGUACGUAAACCUAAUUUGUUGAAAUGUUUUUUGAAGGGGCUGGAUUACGGCUGGCUACUUCAUUUUGUUUAUAAUCAUGUCAGUUACGCCUCCUUAUUCGCAAUGAACCUUGAGAAAUUACUUGUAAAUGACAAAAUCACAGCUUGUGCCAAACAAAUAUAUCUCCAAAGCAUUAUAUCAAACUUUACAAACAACAGAAAUGAACUUUAAAAGACUAUGAGGCUAACAAGUCUUCAGAACCACAGUUUCAGUCCUUUUCAAUAUCUUCUUCAAGUUUGUCCAUCUGCGCCUUUCUUUUGUAUUCAGUUUGCUGUGUCAUGUAUACCUUAGCUUCUUCGAACAGUUAUUCAUGUUUCGCCCAGUUAGGUGGCAGUUCCGUCCUCUGUUUGAAUUUUGAUAAAUUCCGUGACGAAACUCCUUUAAGUAAAGAUAAGUAAGUUUGUUAAGUGUCCUUUAUCUUUAAGUUUUCUUUCUAAUUCUCUCUUUUCAUCCUUUUUUUCUUUUUAAGUUCCGUUUCUUCUGAAGGGGGGUUCAAGAGCUCCUCCUUGUGUACACAUCCUAUUUGGUGCCUUUAUUUAAUUUGUUUGUGACGCACACUUUCUUGCGUUCGUGUCACGCUCCUAUCUUGUUUUUAUUUUUUUUUUACAAGAAAGAAAGACCAAUAUGCAAAUCUAUGACUGACCGCGACCUUUCGUGGUCAUAAGGAUCCCCAGAUCAAAAAAGACAUGUAGGGGUUACGAAAAGACAAGUAGGGGUUACGAAACCACAACAGGAAUAUAAAGUAGGCGUUAAUCACCAUUGAAAAAUUAUUUGCAGAGCAAUUAGAUACCUCGGUUAUUACGCCGGGGGCAAAUAAAGUAAAUAAAAGGUGGAAAGCGGGAGGAAGGGAAUCGUCGACGGAACAAUUACGCAUGCGUGUCAGUGCUUAACAUUUUGCAAUGAAUAGAACGAUUGGACCUGCACACAGAAUUCAAUAGAACUUUCACCUUGAAUCAUUUUAUUGAGUACAUGAAGACAAAAGAUAAUUAUUGACUGAAUUUGGCAAAGGUCCUUAUUUCACGUCGGUAACUCGUAAUAGCACUCAUUAGACUGACAAACCUGGCACCCACGGUGCGCUCAUUUUAGCCCCCUCCCCCUCCCUCUCAGAGCUCCGUUUCGGGUAUUUAAAACUACUUAAAGCUUAAUGGAAAGGAAACAACGAUUUCAGACAAGGAGGCGCAGGGGGGGGGGGGGGGGGGGGGGGGAAAACGGGGAAUAAACAACCACCCACCUAGGUUUUGUAAAACAGCCCCGGGUUUUCUUCCCCUCCUUUCGAAGGCGGUUUUACCCCCAGAAAGACGGAAAACACCAAAAAAAAGAAGGGGGGGGGGGGGAGAAGGCGGUUAUCAAAAAAGAGACAGAUGUAUAGAUGUAGGGUUUUGGGUGGGGUGUUACAACACUGUGUAGAAGGUGGGGUGGGAAAAACACCACCUAUAACGCCCACAACCCUCCCCCCCCUGGUGUCUUUUUUUCCCCCCCCCCCCCCCCCCCCGAGGCCCCGUGUGGGGGUUUUAAAAAAAUUUAAAAAGAAAGGGAGAAAAAAAAAAAAUUUAAAAAAAGAGGGGGCGGGGGGGGGGGGGGGGUGGGUGGAAACCGGGAAAUUCAACAUUCCCAAUCCUAAUUGUUAAAACGCUUGCCAGGUUUUCCUUCCCUUCCUGUCGAAGGCGUUUAUGCCCAAGGAAACGCGUGAAACCAACACUAAAGGAAGCCGGGGGGUAGCAAUACGUGCAUUCAUGAAACGGCUAAGCUUUAAUAUGUUGUGUUUUCGGGAGGUGUUUCAACAAAUUAUGACCUGGAUUGCGUUCCCGGUCAUAAUUGAAACGCUUGCAAAGUUUUCCAUCCCCUCUCUUUCAAUGGAAGACGUUUAUGCCCAAGCAAACGCGUGACACCAACAUUGAGGGAGGGGAGGGUAGGGAAGCAACACUUGUUUUCAUGAACCGACUAACGGGACUAAGUUUAAGGUGUGUUUUCCGGAAACUUCAAUAAAUUAUGACCGAGAUUAAAGGUGCGGCGGGAAGCGAGAUAUUUGGAUCUCCAUCAAUCCCCCUCCACACUCUUCUCCCCUGUUAUUAUGAACCAGAUGGGCCUGGUAACAAAACUAACAGUAAAUAAUACCUUGAUGCUCAACAGUCAACAACGCUGGAAUAGCAUUGUUAACCAUAGUGGAGUGUGUCCCAGUGGACAUGGCCAAGGAAUUGUUUGAAGUGAACGUCUUUGGUACCUUGCGACUGAUCCAAGCUGUGCCCCAGGCAUGA
This is a messenger RNA of Porites evermanni, 6841 nucleotides long. The record is from the annotation of a GenBank genome assembly. Lineage: Eukaryota; Metazoa; Cnidaria; Anthozoa; Scleractinia; Poritidae.